This is a messenger RNA of Paramacrobiotus metropolitanus, 2033 nucleotides long. RefSeq lists its product as uncharacterized. Lineage: Eukaryota; Metazoa; Tardigrada; Eutardigrada; Parachela; Macrobiotidae. Gene Ontology annotation, biological process: phosphatidylinositol dephosphorylation. Bases 149 to 1927 code for a protein of 592 amino acids. Gene Ontology annotation, cellular component: plasma membrane; phagocytic vesicle membrane; lysosomal membrane. The record is from RefSeq and is a predicted model, not a curated record. The transcript is spliced from 8 exons. Gene Ontology annotation, molecular function: phosphatidylinositol-4,5-bisphosphate 4-phosphatase activity.
UUUAUACUAGAUCGAUCUCACUAAAACAUUAAUAUCGUAAAGUGGUAAACCCUGCUUGUGUACAGAUAGUUCGCCGUUGACUGUUAAAGAGCAGCAAUAUUUGGAGCAAGUCCCUAAGUGGCCCGGGAUAAUCGCCCUAAUCCUUAAGAUGUCAGAUAUACGAUCCGAUAGGUCGACCAAUGUAGAUGAUAGUCAUGAGUACUCCAGUCAAUCCAUGGUAGAAUCCCAUGUUGAUCCCAUCAAUGUGGAUUACGACUAUCUCCAGCAGCACAGCCCUUGGAUACUGGAUUCUCUGGGGGAUCCCCAGGGUGAAAAACGCAGAGGAUCAUCAGUAACCGUGGUCAUCUGCAAAGUGUGUAAUUCUAAAAUCCCGCUGGUUGGCUAUGAUUUGGAAGAGCACUACAUUGUCAAAUGCAGCCAGUGCAAGGAAGCCACACCUAUUCGCCCUGCUCCACCCGGUGAACGUUACAUUAGAUGCGUGUGUAACUGCCUGUUGAUCUGCCGGGAUGUCGCUACGAAAGUUGCCUGUCCUCGUCUAAACUGUCAGCGAAUUAUUACUGUGCGUUCCGGUGCCGCCAACGAAACGACCACCGCCACCGCGCCACCGGCCGGCACCUGCCGCAUUACCUGCGUGCACUGCCAGCAGCCGUUUAUUUUCAACAGCCGCAGCAAAUCCUUGACCAAAUGCCCCUACUGCUACCGGAUUUCAGCGAUCAAAAGUGACUACACCACGAAAGAGAUGCGCUACGCUUUCGCGAUGGCUGUUUGCUACACUUUAGUAACUUUAAUUAUUAUUAUUGUUAAUGCGGUUUUGAACGAGCGCUUUGAGGGAGAACCAGCACUGUACAUUAUUCUCUUGGGGCUGUGCGGUAUUUUAUGGAUUCGACCGGUGGUGGCGUACCGGCUCAAGGGAAGCCAAAUCGACCACGAAAUCGCAAUCAAUAAGCGCGGUUGGGGAACGUGUGCCCGGUACAUCCGAGCAUGCGCUACGGAAAUGAAAACAGGCAGCUCCGGCUGCAACUGUAAAGAGUUCUGUUCGAAGGAAUUUCAACUAAAGAAUUUCUUCUUCCCGAUUACUCAGCGAAAACGGUUUAUUUAUCCACAGUGGAGCGGGAUACCGUUAACAUUAUGGCAGACAUGGAAAGUGAUAUUGGCCUGUUAUUUUAUCGCCUGGUUGGUGAUCAGUAUUGACCGGCAGAAGAAGGACAAUCCCGUCGCUCCAGGAUGGAAGUGGCUGAUUUUUCUAACGCACUGGACCUACGUCGCUUUUAUCAGCUAUCUUAUCUUGAGUGCCGUAAAUGUGUGUCUCAACACCCUCUGCCACAGCCACAAGCGCACAACCGUUCUGGGAGUGUGGAGUCUGAAACUGCAGUGGUUCCUGUGGAAUAUCGCCGCACCGGCCACCAUCUCCGUGGUCAUCCUCUACUGGUCCCUGCUGUACCCCAACACGCCCCACAACCACGGUCCUUCCGCCACGAAUUGCCACGUCCAUUUGGUCAACGGCAUCAUGAUCCUGUUCGAUCAGGCGCUGCACGCCAUGCCCAUGCACUGGCUGCACAUCUACCAGCCGAUGCUGUACGGGGCCACCUACGCGACCUUUACCGGCAUCUACUAUGAAGCCAACGGGACCGACCUGACCAAUCGGCCGGCCAUCUACGUGUUCCUCAACUACAGUACCCACCGGAAGUUGGCGCUGGGAGCGGAUUUUGCCGCCAUUCUCGUGGUAAUCCCCAUUGUAUGGACGGUGUUGUGGGCGCUGCAUUUGCUGCGGGAUCUCAUCUGGCGCACAUGUGAUCCGUAUGCGACCGACAAGUUGCCGGUGGAGCCGGUCAGGGCGGAGGAGAAGCGCGAGGAAGAGGCGAAAGAGAUGAAGGUGUUUGCGUUGAGUUAUAAGCCGCGCAGUAAUUCGGUUAGUGUCGGUGUGUAACCCGGCAUAUUAAGGGAAGUGGCCCGGUACAUGGUACCAAAUUCGUGUACAUGCACGAAAUCUUUCACUUUCGCGCACUCCCAAACCCUUUUUUCUCUUGAUUUAU